This is a messenger RNA of Diplodia corticola, 1845 nucleotides long. RefSeq names its product ap-3 adaptor complex subunit mu. Gene Ontology annotation, biological process: endocytosis. The transcript has 2 exons. The record is from RefSeq and is a predicted model, not a curated record. NCBI's taxonomy places the organism in Eukaryota, Fungi, Ascomycota, Dothideomycetes, Botryosphaeriales, Botryosphaeriaceae. Bases 1 to 1845 code for a protein of 614 amino acids. Gene Ontology annotation, cellular component: cytoplasmic vesicle.
AUGAGCCAAGUCGAGGCUCUGUACAUCUUCGAUGAGCACAACAACCUGAUCCUCGAACACGUCUACUGCGCCCGCCCGCCCGCCGCCCUGCACCUCCUGCCGCUCUACCUGCAGCACCCCGCCCCGCGGCCCUCGCUGGUCUACCUGCCCUCCACCAAUCCCCCCACCCUCGUCCACUCCAUCAUCCAGGACCGCCUGCUCUUCCUCGCCCCCUCCAGCGUCGACACCGAGCCGCUGCUCGUGCUCGAGUUCCUCCACCGCGUCGCCGAUGCAAUAGAAGACUUCCUGGGCUCGCCGCUGCUGGCCACCAAGAUCGAAGCACACUACGAUGUCGUCGCCCAGCUGCUGGGCGAGAUGUGCGACGCCGGCAUAGUCGCCAACACCGAGGCCAACGCCCUACGCGACCUCGUCGAGGCCCCAAGCGUCAUGAAGAACCUGCUGGGCAACAUGGGGCUCCCUUCGUACGCCCCCCCUCACCCUCUCCCCCCACAAUCCCACGCUGACACGCCCCGCCCCGCCUCCAGCUCCUCCCCGGCCCUCAACCCCGCCAGCACCUUCGGCCGGCCCUCCCUCAAACCCACCCUCACACCCCCCGGCAGCAGCCCCACCGCCUCGCCCGUCCCCUGGCGCCGCGCCAACGUCCGCCACACCUCCAACGAGCUCUACGUCGACGCCGUCGAGACCCUCUCCGUCACCUUCUCGCCCUCGGGCGCGCCCAUCUCCGCCUUCGCCAACGGCAGCAUCGCCUUCACCUCCAAGGUCAGCGGCAUCCCCGACCUCAUCCUCCGCCUCGACGCCCCCGGCGGCAUCGCCCACGUCGUCCAGCUCCCCGUCUUCCACCCGUGCGUCCGCCUCGCCCGCUGGCGCGAGCGCCCCGGCGAGCUGAGCUUCGUCCCCCCCGACGGCCGCUUCGUCCUCGCCGGCUACGAGGUCGACCUGCUCGGCCCGGGCUUCCUGCUCGACGCCCAGAACCUCAAGCAGGGGACCAACCGCCCCGCCCUCAACAUCCCCGCCAACGUCGAGGUCAAGACGAACCUCGGCCCCGCCGGCGCCGACUUCGAGGUCCGCCUCUCCCUCUCCCCGCGCUUCCGCUCCACCGCGUCAUCUUCGUCAGGAUCAGGCGGCGGUGGCGCGUCCGGUCGACCUGGCGGCGGGCUCGGCAGCCGCACUGGAUCCGGGUUUGCCGGCUUGGGCGGUGGUGGUGGUGGACACAGCGGCACGUCGGCCGCGCCGCAGCUGUCGGACGUCACGGUGCGCGUGCCGCUGCCGGCCGGUGUGCGCAACUUGGCUGACGUGCGCCCGUCGCGGGGGGAGGUGACGCAGUACGCGCCGGGGGACGGCGCGCUCGAGUGGCGCGUGUCGUCCAAGGACGUCGCCGCCCUGCUGCAGCUCGGCAUGGGGGCCGUCGCGACGCUGCGGUGCUCGGUCGUCGGCGGCGGCGGCGGCGGUUCGCUGGACGGCGACGACGAGGCGGAUGGGGAGGGGGAUGGCGCCGCGGCGUUGGUGCUCGGCGGUGGGAGGUAUGACUAUGAUGAGGUGGAUGGCUCGGCGUCGGGGAGUGGCGGUGGUUAUCAGUCUGGCGGCGUGGUGGAGAAGGCGAAUGGGACUGGCGCGGCGCCGGACGUGGACGCCCGGGCGGAGAGGAGGAGGCAGGCCAACAGGCUGCUCAUGCCGAGUAGCGCUGCGCUGAGCUUCCAGGUCAAGGGCUGGUUGGCGAGCGGUGUUAAGGUGGAGAGCUUGAAUCUGGACCAACGGAAGUCGAGGGGGUUGGGGGCUGGUGUCACGCCGUAUAAGGGUGUCAAGUAUUUGACUGUGAGUAGGGACGGCGUGGAGGUGAGGUGUUGA